UAGCCUGAAAAGAAGUCAUGUUCUAAUAAUAGAAAUCAGGGUUUCCUGUUAUAAAUACAUGUAUAUGCAACACGCGAAUGGCGCUGUGGUACAUGAUUUGAGCCAAUGGAAGAAACGGUAAACGAAAAGCCAGCAUAGUAGUAGACGUCGUCGGAUAAAUACUGAAAUAAUCAUUUCAGUUGAGCGUAAGGUAAAAUCCAUAUCAAGCAAAUCGUCAGGAUGGUGAAGCAACUCAUGGAUAUGUGUUUGGGCUGCAUAGCCCAGAACCUUCACGUCAUCAGCAACGUCGGCAAACACCUCCCCACAUUGCACAAAGAGAAAAUACUCAAGUGGGUCGUGAAUCAUAAUAUGCUGACGACAGAAUACGUUCCACAUGUCACGUAUCAUCUCUUCUCUCCCGCACUGAGGUCCAUCUCGUUCAACCAUUGUGAUCAGAUCACAGAUAAGCUGCUCAUUCUGCUUGAUGACUGCAAGUGCGUUCUGGAGAGUAUCACGAUUGACGGGUGUAAAGUGACAGAUGUUGGUGUAUCAGCCUUACUGAGCCAUCAGGAUGAACUGCAGACCCUGGUCUUGAAGAAAAUAUCUGAGCUGACAGGGACAGGGUUAGAAGUCCUCAGGUCAAGGAAGUUAAAAGAUGUUCACUUCUCGGGCAUUCAAAUUACCAACGAAAGUCUAGUAGCACUUGUGACAAGGAAUCCAACAAUAUCAAGACUGAAUAUAGGUUAUUGUGAUAAGCUGACACAUGAAGUCAUCCCUGCAAUAGCAGUAACACUCGCAAAUGAACUUGUAAGUAUAUUGAUCUGUCUCGAAGAAGAUGAUCUAUUCCAGGACAAUUACCCUAAUGACCCAGUAGUCCAAGGACCCACACAUUUAACCCUCAUCAACAUUCACAAUAUAGAGAAUAACGAUCUGGUUGUAGUAUCACAGCAUUGCAAAAACUUAGAAAGGCUUGUACUACAUGUAUUUAGCUGUAGUAGAAUAACCAGUGCAAGGCUGAGGGCGCUGAGUAAAGAAUGCACCAAGCUCAAGCUCCUAGAUGUCUCUUUCUGCUACAGCCUCGAGAAGAGUUCCAGCAAGGAAUUCCUGACAGAGCUACCUGUAAGUCUCAAGAAAAUUGUCCUAGCAGGGCUCCAGCUGGAGGGUGGAGAUAUCCACACAGCCGUCUCAAGGUUACCAAAGCUGGAGACUCUCAGACUAUGCGGGAUAAACUCCAUCACUGAAGAAGAUGUCAUAAAGCUUUACGAGAUGGUUGGACAUCAGCUUAUAUGCUUGGAUAUGACAGGCCACCGUCAGAUCAUGACUGAUGAUAUCCUGAGGCUUAUCGUCAAGAACUGUACAUCCUUAGAGGAGAUCCAGUUGGGAUCAUGUAUGAAGUUGACCGGUGAGUCGCUGAGGGCGCUGUUUAGAGAUCGGGAGAGGUCUAGCAACCUGACACUACUCAGGAUGAGUGGAUGUAAAAAUUUGUACCAUGACAUCUUGCUAGAUAUGAGUAAAGCAUGCGUGAACCUGAUCGAGCUUUACAUGGCGGGAAUCAAGUGCGUUGAUGACACCUUGCUCUUCUCCAUAGCAAACCACAUGCCUCAUCUGAAGAACAUCUCACUCGGGAGCUUCGAUGGUUCAUCUGCUAGUCAGGUCACGGAUAACGGCGUCGUUGAACUGACAAGAUGCUGCCCUCUAGAGGAUAUCUGCCUCGCUGGAAUCCACAGCAUCACAGAUAAGAGUAUAUUUGCUCUCGCCAAUAACUGCCCUGAUCUCAAGAAUCUGUCUAUAUCAGGUUGCAGUAAGGUUACAACGCAAGCAACAAAUUACCUACAGGAUGUUUGUAAUGACAAGGUAUACGUCUCCCAUCGCCUCCCCAAUGCUGAUCCAAACCUUGUCAUGGCCAAGAAUGUCGACACCGGUGAAUUCUGUCAGAUCGAUCAGACAAAAUGGUCUACGUGGUAACCAUACCAACAUUAGUUUGUAUCUAAAUGUCUGUCUCAUGUCAUUAUCCAAGAUAUAUCUUUGUCAUCAUCUUAAAAUGUUUGGCAAGUUCAUCAUUCUGAAGAACAUACUGAAAUAGUGUAUAACUCGUCACACAGUGACUCCUUAAACAAUAGUAUAAUAUUUUAACCUGUGAAGUGAUAAAACCUCAUCGUCCUGAGUGAUAGAUUCCUAAACCACUGAGAAUCAAUGAGUACAGUGUUUUGUGAAAAUAUGAUUGAUUAUUUAUGCAAAUAUUUCUAGACUCAAUCUCACUAUAACCAUUUCAAGAUCAUUCAGGUAUAUAGUUAUAUUAUGCAUUGCCGAGCCAGGACAUUAGUUCUAACAUGUGUACGAUUUGUGUAAACCUAAGAGAGCUUUGCGUGUUUGAUGUUUAGAAACCUCUGUGAGCUUGAAGUUGAAACAUUUGUAAUUCCAUUUUCCUAUUUUCUAUAAAUUUCAUAUCAUUAUGAUAUAGACCUUAUAACACAAGUGAAACCCCCCGUUAGUGUAUAAUUCUUAUUAGUCAUCGAUAAUGAUUUGAUUUAGAUGAUUAUGGUGAUGAUGGUAAUGCAUGAAAUAUAUAACUCUGAUUGAACUUUAUGUUCUAAUGAUCCAAAUUAUAGUUAUGAAUGUUUUUUAAGACAGUAUGUUUGUAUUUGUAAUAAAUGUUUUCAUUUGAAACAAUGUGUAAAGAGUAGAAAGUAUAAUAACCGGCGGUUUACUAAAGAGUUACGCAAAAUGUGAAAAAAAAAAGUGUGAAUUAUAUAAGAAGUACUUGAAAGAUCCAAUUGAAUAUAAAAAAGAUAAAUACAACAAGUAUAGAAAUAUGGUGAAUGGUAAAAUUAUAAAAGCUUAAAUAGAAUAUUUUAAGGCCAAAUUUAAAAAUGCAUCAGGAAACAUACGAAAAACAUGGAAAUUGAUCAAUGAAAGUCUCGGUAAGAGUAGUAAGCAUAAUAUGCCCGACUCGGUUAUGUGCAAUGAUCAAGCUAUAUGUGAUAAGAAAAAAAUAUGAUCUGUUUUUAAUAUUUUUAAAAAUUAAUAUAGGACCUAGCUUAACUGAUAAUUAGACAACAUAGAUAAUGAUUUUAGUAAUAAUGACAUUUAUAGUAAUAUUGAUUUUAAUCCAUGUACAGUUUGUUUUAAUCCUAUUACCCCCACAGAAAUAAUCAAUAUUGUAAGUAAAUUAAAAAAUAAUAAGAGUUGUGGUCAUGAUGAUGUAAGUGUUAAGUUAUUUUGAAAAAAGUUGUUCAUAUUAUAUCAAUUCCUUUAAGUGCAAUAUUUAAUAUUUCUGUAUCUGCAGGUAUAGUACCAGAGCAACUAAAACUUGCAAAGGUUAUUCCUGUUUUUAAAAAAGGUACUAAAAAAUGUUUCUAAUUAUCGACCUAUAUCUAUCCUCCCUGUUUUCUCAAAGAUUUUAGAAAGAGCUGUUUAUAAUCGACUUUUUAUGUUUUUAAAUAAGUGUAAUAUUAUCACUGAAUGUCAAUAUGGUUUUAGACCUGGGCACUCUACAGCUAAUGCAAUUAUGCAUUUUAUUUAUAAUUUUUUGAAAACUUUUGAAAAUAAUCAUAUCUUAAUGGGCCUUUUUUUUAGAUUUAAGUAAAGCAGUUGAUACAUUAGACCACACUAUUUUAUUGAAAAAUUAUAUUAUUAUGGUAUUCGUGGAGUAACUUUAAAAUGGUUUGAAAGUUAUUUAGAAAAUAGAACCCAAUUUGUACAAAUAAAUAAAGAUAAGUCUAAUACCGAAAAACUUAGAUGUGGCGUGCCUCAAGGAUCCAUCCUUGGACCUCUUUUAUUUAUUAUCUAUGUUAAUGAUAUGUGCAAUAUUUCUGAUUAACUGAAGUUUAUUUUAUUUGCUGAUGUCCA
This is a messenger RNA of Strongylocentrotus purpuratus (purple sea urchin), 3828 nucleotides long. RefSeq names its product F-box/LRR-repeat protein 2. Gene Ontology annotation, cellular component: SCF ubiquitin ligase complex. The transcript is spliced from 11 exons. Gene Ontology annotation, biological process: SCF-dependent proteasomal ubiquitin-dependent protein catabolic process. Bases 220 to 1944 code for a protein of 574 amino acids. NCBI's taxonomy places the organism in Eukaryota, Metazoa, Echinodermata, Echinoidea, Camarodonta, Strongylocentrotidae. The record is from RefSeq and is a predicted model, not a curated record.